Stegodyphus dumicola is the source of this 1983-nucleotide messenger RNA. RefSeq lists its product as uncharacterized. Lineage: Eukaryota; Metazoa; Arthropoda; Arachnida; Araneae; Eresidae. The record is from RefSeq and is a predicted model, not a curated record.
AUGUGUAUAGCCUUAGGUACUAAUGUUGCAUCAUCCGAUACUGUGAAAGUUUGGAACCCAAAGCUCAAAAGCAAGGAAUAUGGCAGUCAAGAAGCAGCGCGCUUUGGCUGGCCUACUGAUGUUGAUGAGGCCCGCCUGCGAGAGCUUGUUAAGGAGUUAAACGUUAGUGCCAUGUCCAUUAGUCGGACUAUGUAUAGCAUAAACCUGACAUACAAGUUCAGUCGGUGGUCUCCGAUCAAAGAUAACUGCUGUCAUACAAGUAGUGACAAGGGUGGGAUUGAAGGAUUCGGAUGUGAAAAACGGGAAAAGGUUUCAUUGCAGACACGAAGCAUGACGGAGAAACGGAUCUCUGGUUGGUUCGUACUAUCAGCAAUCUUCAUCAUAGCCGUCUUCGGCCUCUUCUUCACGUUCACGGAACGUAAGACAUGGCCGGAACAAAAGACAGAAUUGUCGGCGACAGAUAUGAAGCUAAUUCCUCCUUCUUCCACCCUCUGGUGCGAGGCUAUUGCACUCUACUCGGACCAUCCCUUUGUUGCUUACCAGGUCAGUCGGGCUCCUCGUAUAAAUCCAAAGCAUCUUAGCCGACAGAAAGUUGGUUUGCAGUUGAAAUUGGGCACCAGCAAAAGUAGCAAUUCUGUGAAACUUCGAUACUUUCUUCUACCAUCUUCAGUGAUGGAAAUAAUUGCAUGUUCUUCGUAUCCUGGUGCUCAUUUACUCGUUUUUAAGGGUGACAAGGAUAUCGAUUCUUGCCUGGAAAGUAUAAUGAAUAAAGAACGCGAUUCCUCUAGUAUGAAUGAUUCAGACGAAAGCUCUGAAGAAGAUGACAGUUUCGAUUAUCAAGACCUAUAUAGUAUUUUAUCCAAACCAUUGGAAGCAGUUAGACAUUGGAAAAGCAACAGGUGUUCUUCAUUAUUAAUAUAUCAUAUUGUUGAAACCAGCUUCCUUGGCGAAUUUUCUCUUGGAUGUUCGGCAUCAGUUGCAUUGCAUCCGAUAAAAGUGAAUAUUACAGCUUCUGAUUAUUAUAUGAUAGCUGUCUUGAACACCAACGGCAAGACAACAAACAACGUUGGUCUCCAAAUCUUAUUGGAUAGAUCCCGUUAUGUUGUCCACAGGUCCGGUCAAGCCUUCGACAUGUGUAGCUUGUCCACAGCUUGCACUAUAGGUUUAGGAUUCGGUUCAAGUGACCGUGCCCUUGUGUGGAUUCCUGAUGAGCAUAACGCUGGGCGUUCUACUUUUACAAUACGUUCCCGAUGUAAACCCAGGCUUGCCGUAUUUGCCAUCUUAUCUGUGUUCUUGCCGCUUAUGAUGUUUCUUCUUGUGGCGUUUGUUGUGCGAGCUGAUAGGGAGGGAAUCAGACGCAUUUACAACCGAGGUUCUCCUUCUCGAAAUCAAAGAAGACGUUCUGAGCAGCGAAGGUUCGAGAAUCCCUUACUGGACGACAGUGUCGGCUCGAGUUGCGAAGCUUUGCCUUCGACAAGUGGUGGUGCUCAUCAGAUUGCUUCAGGCGCUGAUGAGUUACCACCACCUUAUCAUACCCUGUAUGAUCCACCGCCUCCUUAUGCUUGUUUGAAAAUAGAAAGAACAGAAGAAUCUGACAAAAAUGCAAGCAGUGGACCAGCUUCGAAUUCAGCGCAGUGAAUGUAACGCUGAUUUUAGUAGCUUCUGAAAAUUAACGUAUUGAGAAUUCAUUCAGAAAACGAUGUGAUUAUCAUUAUUGGCGUUUAUUCUAGUCCAGUUGUCAACUGAGCAUUUUAUAAAUCACCAGAUAGUGUGUUGAAAUCUAAGAGAAGAUGUCUUUGGUCACUUUGCAAAUCAAUUUGUAGCUGGAAGCAUAUCAUGUGUAAUGAUAAACUUACUCUGUAGAACAAUAAGAUCAUGGAUGGUCGGAUUUGACUUUUGUGUCGAUUGAAUUAUUUUAUUUGUAUAUUUUAUGUAUAGGUAAUAUUUUUAUACUGUGUAAAAAAUUAAAUUUAUAUUUUGUAU